AUGCUUUCCACCCACUCCAGCCCCGCUUCCCCCCUCUCCUGCAUGUUUUCCACCCACACCAGCCCCGCUUCCCCCUCUCCUGCAUGCUUUCCACCCACUCCAACCCCGCUUCCCCCUCUCCUGCAUGCUUUCCACCCACUCCAGCCCCGCUUCCCCCUCUCCUGCAUGCUUUCCACCCACUCCAGCCCCGCUUCCCCCUCUCCUGCAUGCUUUCCACCCACUCCAGCCCCGCUUCCCCCUCUCCUGCAUGCUUUCCACCCACUCCAGCCCCGCUUUCCCCUCUCCUGCAUGCUUUCCACCCACUCCAGCCCCACUUCCCCCUCACCUGCAUGCUUUCCACCCACUCCAGCCCCGCUUCCCCCUCUCCUGCAUGCUUUCCACCCACUCCAGCCCCGCUUCCCCCUCUCCUGCAUGCUUUCCACCCACUCCAGCCUCGCUUCCCCCUCUCCUGCAUGCUUUCCACCCACUCCAGCCCCGCUUCCCCCUCUCCUGCAUGCUUUCCACCCACUCCAGCCCCGCUUCCCCCUCUCCUGCAUGCUUUCCACCCACUCCAGCCCCGCUUUCCCCUCUCCUGCAUGUUUUCCACCCACUCCAGCCCUUGGUCAAUUCCCCCCUAUAUCGUUAUGCUCUCCACCGCCUCAUUCGAUGCUUUCCCAUUUUCUUGAUUCAUGCUCGUGGUUUCAGGUGCACACGGCACUUGCAAUUCCGCCCCACGACAAGAUGGAAUGGACGUCAAGGGGGCAGUUUGUCAAGGCUAGCCCGGGCGAGAAGAACUUCUCAUCUGUUGCAAUCAACCCUUCAGGGAAGGGAUCCCCCUGGUACGGCCGUUGUCUUGUCCUGUUUCACUACAACAAAGAUGGCGAGCUGAGGCACGGAGCAUACGUGGAGUAUUACACCGAGGACAAGAGACUGUGCCCGUCAACGGGAUGCAAGCGCCUUCUACCCACAGAGGGCAUAGAUGAUUAUGCAGUGAUUGAUGUCGACUGCAUUCUUAGUCUCGUGCACAUCGUUCCUUCUUCCUCCCCCUUCUCUGCGGCUGCCGCGUCUACCACGGAGUUCCCAUUCGCCCGUGAUGCCGUCCCCGUUGCUGCUGCCUCCAGCGCCGCUGGUUUGCGUCGCCCAGUGAAGCGACCACGGGACGACUGCCCCCGCCUGACGGCAGACCAACCGGUGCUUGGGGGAAGCGGGAGCUGGGUCGUGCGAGGCGGGGUGGUGUGUGGCACGGAGCGCCGGCGUCAGUCAGUGGCAGAGCAGUUCCAGCAGCAGGGGGAGAGCGAUCGCGGACAGGAGACAGAGGAGGAAGCCCUGCUGGAGGCUCUGCUGCUGCAGGAGGAGAAUCGCCAGCAGCAGCAGGGAGCAGUGGGCAGCAGAGUGCAGCGGGUGCUGUGGCCCCACGUUGGGUCGGAGAGUGCCCUUCCAGACGACGUGCUGCUGAAAUUUAACAAUGAGGUCCCUGCCUUCACGCAACUCGCCGCUCUGUCGGCUCCUCCGCCCACCCAGCCGGCCAAACCUCUGCCAUCGCCAAUGCCCCCCCAACUCGCUGUUCUGCCCGGCUCCGCUCCCCGCACUGGUCAUUCCACCCCCUGGUGUGGGGUUUUUGCUCCCUGCAUUGAGGAUUUCGCGGUGCAGCGGCUAGUCUGGCCCCCUGUUGGGCCGGAGAGUGCCUUUCCAGACGGCGUGCUGCUGGGACUCUGCUGCGAGGACCCUGCUUUCACGGAAGGCACUGCUUUCUGUGCUCCUCUGCCAACCCAGCCACUCGCAGCGCCGCCAACAGCAAUGCCCCCCAAACUCGCUGCUCUGUCUGGCUCCGCUCCCUGCAUUGGGGAUAGUUGCACACUGCAGCGGGUGGACUGGCCGCGCGUUGGGUCAGAGAGUGCCCUUCCAGACGAUGUGCUGCUGGGAUUCUGCUGCGAGGACCCUGCCUCCGCACAACGUGCUGCUCUCUCUGUUCCUCCGCCUACCCAGCCACUCGCACCGCUGCCGUCUCCCCUGCCCUCCCAAGCUGCUGCUCUGUGUGCCUCUGCUCCCGGCAGCACGAGCAGCUGCAUGGCAGCGGUGCUUGCUGGGAGUAGAUGGGCCACACAGGAGCAGGAAUACGUGGAUGCAGGCAUUGACGGAAGCAGCACCGGUAGCAAUUCUAACACCAGCGACGAGGCUCUCUUUCUGGACAUGCCCGUGGCUCACAUGCUGCUGACUGGGAGUGCCCUCACCAUGCCUUUUGAGUCGACUCAAAAGCUGACUGGGAGUGCCCUCACCAUGCCCUUGCCCAGUGAGCCUCAACAACAGGUGCUGGCAGCCCCUGGUACUGCUGGCACAGCCGUGCUAGAAUGGGUGGUGGAGCAGGGAGGGGACGGGGAGGCAGGUUCUCAGCUGCACAGGCAGCAGCACUUUUUCACCCAGGAGGCCAUGCUUGCACAGUGCCUAGAGCUUGAGCGCAUUCUCUCGCUGCCACCGCACAAGCCACUCCCACAGCCAAUCCCAAAGGCACUGCCACAGACGCCUUUGCUGUCAGCCCCUCGUCAACUUCCACUUGCCCCUGGCACCACCAGUGCACUGCACACGCCCUCCAACCCAAGGGGCUUGCACAUGCGAGCUCCCAUACAGCCACGCCCUGCCAUGCUGCAGCAGCCCUUCUCCCCUGGUGCUUUACCAUCUCUCUGCCAACCCCAUGCUGCCUCAGUGGCCCGACACGGCCGUCGCUCUGCGAUGUGA
Molecule: messenger RNA, 2712 nt
Organism: Closterium sp. Yama58-4
Lineage: Eukaryota; Viridiplantae; Streptophyta; Zygnematophyceae; Desmidiales; Closteriaceae
Source: the annotation of a GenBank genome assembly